AUAAAACCAAGCCUUUCCACCUCUCUUAAAUUCAUAUCCUUAUCGCCGGAAAAAUGUCCGCCGAUGAUCCAAAAACCCCACUUCUCCCCAUUGACGAUCGUGCCGAACCAUCGUCGAGCUCACCCUUUUCUCUCAAAUCCUUAGUCACACUCAAAACUUUGUAUGUCCUGUUAGGCCCCAUAUUGUGUGCCAUCAUCUGUCUUUUUGUCAAGUUCGAUGGCACAGUGAGUAGCCGCAGCAUGUUGGCGGUUCUAGCCUGGGUGUUUUCCUGGUGGCUGACCGAGGCCGUGCCGAUGCCGAUCACCUCCAUAGCACCUCUGUUCUUGUUCCCUCUCUUCGGAAUAUCUUCUGCCGAUACUGUUGCACAUUCUUAUAUGGACGAUGUGAUUACCCUUGUUCUGGGCAGUUUCAUACUUGUUCUUGCUGUUGAACGUUACAAUAUUCAUAGAAGAUUGGCCUUAAAUAUCACAUCAAGAUUCUGCGGGGAACCGGUGAAUCCACCGCUGCUCCUACUCGGCAUCUGCGCUACCACGUUCUUCGUCAGCAUGUGGAUGCACAACGUGGCGAGCGCCGUCAUGAUGAUGCCGGUGGCCACUGGGAUCCUACAUCGUCUCCCGACGGGUCCCAUCCAAUCAACUCAUGUCCGCAGCUUCUGUCGGGCAGUCAUCCUCGGCGUCACCUACGCCGCACCCAUCGGCGGGAUGAGCACCCUCACCGGAACCGGCGUGAACUUGAUAUUGGCGGCCAUGUAUAAAGGCUCCUCACCGGAAGCCGAUUCCAUCGGUUUCAACACAUGGUUCUUCUUCGGUUUUCCAUUGGCCGUAUCGAUUUUCUUCGCCUUGUGGGCGAUUCUCUGCUUGCUGUAUUUACGCCGGGGAUCGAGCCAAGCGCUCGCUCCAUACUUGGAUAGAGCGCAUCUGAAGCGAGAAUUGGACUUGUUAGGCCCGAUGGCUUUUGCCGAGAAGAUGGUUUUAGCAGUAUUUGGAAUGAUGAUAGCUUUGUGGAUGACCAGAAGCAUAACAGAAGACAUUCCAGGCUGGGGAGCUCUCUUCCAUGGCCGUGCAGGCGAUGGAACCGUCAGUGUUCUCAUGGCAACACUUUUGUUCAUAAUCCCAAACAAGAAGCAAAAGGGUGAGGCAUUGAUGGACUGGAAUGAAUGCAAGAAGCUACCGUGGGGCAUUAUUUUGUUACUAGGGGCCGGUUUUGCCAUUGCCGACGGCGUCCAGUCGAGCGGACUCGCCAAUGUUUUAUCAGGAACUCUAGAUUUCCUCGAAGCGGUUCCGUAUUUAGCUAUCGCCCCUGCGGUUUGUUUGGUUAGUGCCAUAAUCACCGAGUUCAUAACAUCGAACGAUGCUACGGCGACCCUCGUGCUUCCACUUUUGAUUCAAAUGGCCAAAACAAUGCACGUUCACCCAUUGCUCCUUAUGGUUCCUGGCGCAAUCGGAUCGCAACUCGCUUUCAUGCUUCCGACCGCAACACCUUCUAACGUUGUCGGAUUCAUGACGGGGCAUAUAGAUAUUCCCAAUAUGGUGAAGACGGGGAUACCGCUUAAGAUCGCUGGCAUCGUGAUUUUGUCGAUAUUAAUGCCUACACUUGGAACUUUUGUUUUCGGAACAAACCAUGGAGUUCAAUAGCUGCCGUGGAAAGAUCGAUGUAUAUUAUUACGCAGCAACAUUCGAAAUCAAUCACCCUUUUAACUAUCCGAACGAAGGCUUCGUCCAAUAUGUUGCAAUACCAAGUGUUGCAACAAAGUGAUUAGUGAUCACAAUAGGUGGGGGGGGGG
Hibiscus syriacus is the source of this 1783-nucleotide messenger RNA. RefSeq names its product tonoplast dicarboxylate transporter-like. The transcript has 5 exons. Bases 54 to 1634 code for a protein of 526 amino acids. The record is from RefSeq and is a predicted model, not a curated record. Gene Ontology annotation, biological process: monoatomic anion transmembrane transport. NCBI's taxonomy places the organism in Eukaryota, Viridiplantae, Streptophyta, Magnoliopsida, Malvales, Malvaceae. Gene Ontology annotation, cellular component: membrane. Gene Ontology annotation, molecular function: transmembrane transporter activity.